AUGGAGCGGUUGAUGAGUUUAAAGCAAAAUAAGAUAAUGCUAUACUUGUGCGUAUCACUCAUAGUUAUAACAGUGCACCUAGUAUGUGUAGGUGCUUACUCCAGGGGUGCAGGAGAUGCGGCAUGUUAUAAUGGCGUGCCCAACCAUUUCAAUACAAAUGAACAGAGUGAUUUGUGUCCUUAUUCCAUCACAACUACACAGACUGCAUACUCACCAGGGGGCACUGUUGAAGUGACAGUGAAAGUGAGUGAGCCAGAUGUGGUGUUCAAAGGCUUUCUGUGUCAAGCAACUACUGUAUCUUCAGACAAAAUCAUUGGCACCUGGUUCAAUCAAGCUUCUGGUCCAAGUAAGCUGCUCAAAUGUGACAACCCCAACGAUUCAGUGACUCAUGUCAACAGUGGAGAGAAGACUUCAAUAACUCUAACUUGGAACGCACCCACAGAUAUAGUAGGGGAGAUACAAUUCAGAUGCACUGUGGUGCAGAGUUAUAAAAUAUACUGGGUGCACAUGAAAUCACUUGUCCUUGGACUACAAUAAUAAUUCAGCAAUACACGGAGGAGUCUUAAGACUGUAGACCUCUCCCUAUCUACUUCACCAACACACACAGUCUCUGGCCCGUAGCCAGAAUUUUCCAAGGGGGGGGUCACUUUUCCAAAAAUUCUAG
Owenia fusiformis is the source of this 664-nucleotide messenger RNA. The record is from the annotation of a GenBank genome assembly. NCBI's taxonomy places the organism in Eukaryota, Metazoa, Annelida, Polychaeta, Sabellida, Oweniidae.